This is a messenger RNA of Boleophthalmus pectinirostris (great blue-spotted mudskipper), 1462 nucleotides long. RefSeq names its product asialoglycoprotein receptor 2-like. NCBI's taxonomy places the organism in Eukaryota, Metazoa, Chordata, Actinopteri, Gobiiformes, Gobiidae. Gene Ontology annotation, molecular function: signaling receptor activity. The record is from RefSeq and is a predicted model, not a curated record. Bases 3 to 923 code for a protein of 306 amino acids. The transcript is spliced from 6 exons.
UGAUGGAAACUGAGCAGGUUUAUAUGAAUGUGGAGGAAGCGGCAGAAUGGGCUGAUCUAGAUGAAGAUAUUUAUGAAAACUCUAAUGUGGACUUAAAAAAGUGUGUGACCGCUCCGUCAGAACCAUGCACAGUGACAGAACCAGUGCACAGUUCCACGUCUGACAGGAAAUUGUCCACGGCGCCGUCAGAGGACGAGCCCCGCGCUCACAGAGGAGUUGUGUGGACAGUGGUCAUAGUUCUGCUCUCUGCUCUGCUGCUGGCUGCGCUCGUCUUCAUCGUGUUGACCAAGAUCGGAGAGAACACGAAAACCAGUCAGAUGAAGAUGUGGAUCACCAAUCUGACCAGUGAGAGGGACGAGCUGCAGGAGAGGAACAUCGACAUGAAAACAUCUAACUACAACCUGAGUGCACAGAUAAACCUGCUGGAGGAAAACAUUCAAACUUUAGAUGGAGAUCGGAAUAAGCUGAGAAAAGAGCUCCAGGACCUGAAGGAGAGACAUGCAGACCUCAGGCGCAUCAUGGAGACCAUAAGUUGCCCUAAAACAUGGGUCAGAUUUGGAAACAGUAUAUAUCUGGUUUCACAAAUUGCAAAGAACUGGACGGACAGCAGACAGCACUGUGAGGAGCUCAGGGCCAGUCUGGUGAUCAUCUCCAGCCCAGAGGAGCAGGCUUUUGUGAGUAAGUUGACUUUUCAGAAUGUGUGGAUCGGUCUGACAGACAGAGAAACAGAGGGCGUGUGGAAAUGGGUGAAUGGAGAAGCAGUAAACACCACGCACUGGAGACCCAAUCAGCCAGAUAACUGGGGAGAAGAAGACUGUGGAGAAAUUUCUUUUGAUAAACUGUGGAAUGACAGAGAUUGCAGUGAGAAAAAGCACUUUGUCUGUGAGAAACAGAUUCCUGGUGUGUGUAACUGUCAGCUCUAGUGCUCCUGGAGUUGUCGUCACAAUCCCAAGAUGCACCUCCAAACCACAAAGUUUGAUAUGGGCCACGGAGCUUUUCCGCUCAUUCUGAUCUCCUCUAUGAUAUUGUGCUUUUCUUCAGAUUUUGGUUUUACAAAGCCUUAAAUUGUAUUUGUUAGGUCCAGCAGCCCAUAGUGCACUAAAAACAUAAAGCACAAUCUUGUGUCUGCCAGUGGAACAGCAGACACUACCAGACAUAACAAUGGAAAUGGUUUUUCACAGACUGUGAUAAAACCUUUGAAGACAUUCAUUCUUACUCUUAGAUUUUGUUUGGACUAGUAACAAGUCCAACUCCUUACAGGUUUGAAGAGGCAUGAUUUUUCUGCAGGCUUCUCUGUUUUUUCUCUGUAUUCCUGUGACUAACCAGCUUUAGUCAGUAUGAGUCCUUUGCUCGCAUCCUGCACAUGACAGGAAAUCAUUGUAUAGUAUUAUAGUAUUAUCUUAUUAGUGUUAAUAAUUGUUCUAUUCCUAUUUAUCUAUGUGCUUAUUGUGGGUCUUGUAUA